AUGGAUAAAUCUUGGAUGCAUGAAGAUAGAAGAAGCAAAGAGUAUGAAGAAUUUCUAAGGAUAGCAUUAGCAAAUGCUAUUGAUCAUAGGCGCAUUCAUUGUCCAUGCCAGAGAUGUGGGAAUACAAGAAAGUUUACUAUUAGAGUAAUAAGGAAGCAUUUGUAUUUCAAUGGGGUUGACCAAACCUAUAAGGAUUGGAUAAGGCAUGGGCAGCCUAUUGAAUCAAAUGGAAGUAAAAGUGUAAAUCAAGAACCAUAUCUUGAACGUGACGUAGUGGAUGAGACAAUUGAUAUGUUCGAAGGUGCAAAUGAACACUUUACUGAAAACCCGGAUGAAUUUAGGAAGUUUGUGGAAGAAGCAGAAAAACCUCUUUAUCCUUGGUGUCAUAAGCACACCAAGUUGUCGGGAUUGGUUAAGUUGUACAACCUUAAAGCAAGGCAUGGCAUGACCGACAAUUGUUUCUUUGAUAUGUUUAUUGAAGUUGGAGAUUUGCUUCCAAUUGGUCAAGAGCUACCCUCAUGUAUGUAUGAGGUGACAAAGAAGAAUGUGGAGAAGAAAGGGGUCCCGUCGAAGGUUUUAUGGCACUUUCCUCCUAUCCCAAGGUUCAAAAGAAUGUUUAAGUCAUUUGAAACUUCUAAAAGUUUAACUUGGUAUGAUGAAAGUCGAAUAAAAGAUGGUCGAUUGCGUCAUCCAGCUGAUUCACCAUCAUGGAAGAUGGUUGAUCAUAUGUGGCCAGAUUUUGCAAGUGAGCCUAGAAACCUUAGGUUAGCCAUUUCAUCGAAUGGGAUAAACCCACACAGUUCUCUUAGUAGUAGAUAUAGUUGUUGGCCAGUAAUUUUGGUCACAUAUAACCUUCCUCUGGAGCUGUGCAUGAAGAGGAAGUUUAUGAUUUUAACGUUAUUGAUUUCUAGCCCUAGACAACCUCUCAAUGAUAUAGAUGUGUACUUGGAACCAUUGGUUGAGGAUUUAAGAAUAUUGUGGGAUGGAGUGGAGGGAGUCUAUGAUGUUUUCCGACAACAGUCAUUCACCUUAAGAGCUAUACUUUUGUGGACAAUAAAUGAUUUUUCAGCUUAUGGUAAUCUGUCCGGGUGCACUAUGAAAGGAUAUUAUGCAUGUCCAAUUUGCGAUGAGAAGACAUGUGGAAAGGUUGGAACAUGGAAAUAA
Messenger RNA from Prunus persica (peach), 1164 nucleotides. RefSeq lists its product as uncharacterized. The transcript is spliced from 2 exons. NCBI's taxonomy places the organism in Eukaryota, Viridiplantae, Streptophyta, Magnoliopsida, Rosales, Rosaceae. The coding region runs from base 1 to 1164 and encodes 387 amino acids. The record is from RefSeq and is a predicted model, not a curated record.